Messenger RNA from Danio aesculapii, 6546 nucleotides. RefSeq names its product ATPase phospholipid transporting 10A (gene atp10a). The record is from RefSeq and is a predicted model, not a curated record. Bases 1 to 4791 code for a protein of 1596 amino acids. Gene Ontology annotation, biological process: phospholipid translocation. The transcript has 22 exons. NCBI's taxonomy places the organism in Eukaryota, Metazoa, Chordata, Actinopteri, Cypriniformes, Danionidae. Gene Ontology annotation, molecular function: magnesium ion binding; ATPase-coupled intramembrane lipid carrier activity; ATP binding. Gene Ontology annotation, cellular component: plasma membrane.
AUGGACACUCUCCAGCUUUAUUGGAAGUGGAGGCUGAAUCUUUUCCAAAGCUCCAGAUCUCAGCAGAUUUGGAGAGGAUUGACGCGAUGGGUGAGGACGAUAAACCAGAGUGAGGAACUUUCCAUACGGCCCUACAUCGUCAAGAAGGAUCAGCAUGAUUACAUAGAUAACAUCUUUUAUUUGUUCAAGGAAAAGAGACAAAAGUUUGGGGCGAAGUAUGGCGCGAGAGACUGGGGAGUCUGGAGAAACGAAAAGUGGGAAAGUGAAAAAGCACAAAAGAAGGAAAAGCAAAAGGAGAGCAAAACAAGGACUGUCCACGCCAACAUUUUGUAUGACCAUACCAAAGGAGGGGAUAACCCUAACAGACACUAUGCAAACAAUAAGAUCAAAACCACAAAAUACACUCUGCUUUCCUUCCUACCGAAGAACCUCUUUGAGCAAUUCCACCGGUUUGCCAACGUGUAUUUUGUUUUCAUAGCCUUGCUGAAUUUCGUGCCCGUGGUCAAUGCUUUUCAACCGGAGCUGGCUCUUGCUCCAGUGGUUUUUAUUUUGUCCGUUACCGCUAUCAAGGAUUUAUGGGAGGAUUACAGGCGACACCGCUCAGAUAAAGAAAUAAAUCAUAUGGACUGUCUCGUUUACUGCAGGAGUGAAAAACGGUAUGUGGAGAAAUACUGGAAGGAGGUGCGGGUUGGAGACUUCAUUCGUCUGCGCUGCAAUGAGAUUCUGCCGGCGGACGUUCUCCUGCUCAGUAGCAGUGACCCGGACCGUCUGUGUCACAUUGAGACAGCCACACUGGAUGGAGAAACCAACCUCAAGCAGAGGCAGGUGGUGCGCAGCUUCAUCGACCUGGACUGUGAGUUUGACCCAUUAAAAUACAACAGCGUUAUUGAAUGUGAGAAGCCAAACAAUGACCUCAACAGAUUUCGAGGAUACAUAAUUCAUCGCAGUGGGAGAAGAGACGGCCUGUACAAAGACAAUCUGCUGCUCAGGGGCUGCACCAUUCGCAACACAGAGGAGGCUGUAGGAAUCGUCAUCUAUGCAGGUCAUGAGACAAAAGCAAUGCUGAACAACAACGGCCCUCGUUAUAAACGAAGCAAACUGGAGCGGCAGAUGAACGUAGAUGUGUUCUGGUGUGUCAUCAUCCUUUUGGUCAUGUGCCUCUUUUCCGCCAUAGGACAUGGCCUGUGGAUGUUUCAGUAUGGAGAUAAGAGGCCUGUCUUUGACGUCCUCAGCCCAGAAGGAACAGACUUAUCUCCAGUGGUUUCAGCCAUUUAUCUCUUCCUUACCAUGAUUAUAGUAUUCCAGGUGUUGAUCCCAAUCUCGCUGUUUGUUUCCAUUGAAAUAGUGAAGAUAUGCCAGGUGUACUUCAUCCAUCAGGACUUGGAGCUUUACGAUGAGGAAACAGACUCUCACCUGCAGUGCAGGGCUCUGAAUAUCACUGAAGACCUUGGCCAGAUGCAGUACAUUUUCUCUGAUAAGACCGGAACGCUCACAGAAAACAAGAUGGUGUUUCGCCGUUGUACUGUGGCAGGAGUAGAGUACUCGCACGAUGCAAAUGCAAGGAGACUUGCUAUGUACCAGGAGGUGGAUUCAGAGGAGGAGGACUGCACAUCUCAUGGUGGGACUCUUCCACGGCGGGACAGCGUCGCUAGCCACCAGAGCGGAAAAGUAGUGUUGCGAUCACAAAGCACCAAAUCUCACCGUCGCACCGGGAGCAGAGCUGAAGCCAAACGGGCCAGCAUUCUAUCCAAACACACUGCCUUCAGCAGCCCCAUGGAGAAGGACAUUACUCCGGAUCCCCAGCUGAUGGAUAAGGUGAAUGAGUGUAGCAGUCAGAUGGAGUUCAUGCGUUUUCACAGUCAGUCCUUGAAUCAGAUCCCGCCUGACCUGUGUGACGUCUUCGACUUCUUCAUCGCUCUCACUAUCUGCAAUACUGUGGUUGUUUCUUCACCAAAUCAACCCCGGCAGAAGGUGCGCCGCUUUGAGCUGAAGUCUCCCGUGAAGACGAUCGAGGACUUUAUCAAGCGCUUCACCCCGAGCCGCUUGACCUCCGGCUCCAAUAGCAGCAGCUCCUCCAGUCUGGCCACCAACCGCUCGUCCUCACAUAAACUGGGUUGCAGCAUGCUGUCCUCCCCAUCAGCUGAAAACACACUCACCAAACUGAAUGAGGAGAAGCGGCAGGAAAAUGAUCUACAGCACGCUUUCAGCCCCGUCCCGCCAAACUUUGAUAAAUCCAAAGCUUUGGCUCAGGAUGAAUGUGAACUCAGGUUUGAAGCAGAGUCUCCGGAUGAAGCCGCUCUGGUUUAUGCAGCUCGGGCUUAUAAGUGCGCUCUCGUUGGUCGUUUGCCUGAUCAGGUGACUGUUGAGCUUCCACAUUUGGGAAAGUUGAGCUUCGAGCUUCUGCACACCUUGGGGUUUGAUUCCACAAGAAAGAGGAUGUCGGUGGUGGUUAAGCAUCCACUGACUGAGCAGAUCACAGUCUACACUAAGGGUGCCGAUUCAGUUAUCAUGGAUUUGAUCAGACCAGCUACAGAUGAUUGCAAAGGAAAGCGACAAAGGAAAAUCUUGUAUAAAACCCAAAACUACUUAAAUCUAUAUGCUGCAGAUGGUCUGAGGACGCUCUGUAUCGCUAAAAAGGUGCUUAGUAAGGAGGAGUAUGCUAGUUGGCUACAGCACCACCUGGAGGCAGAAACAGCCAUACAGAGGAGAGAGGAGCUGCUAUUUGAGUCUGCAUUACGACUUGAGACCAACCUCCAACUUUUGGGAGCAACUGGUAUUGAGGACAGACUUCAAGAUGGGGUCCCCGAGACCAUUGCCUCUCUGAGGAAAGCCGGCCUACAGAUCUGGGUGCUAACAGGGGAUAAACAAGAGACUGCCAUCAACAUUGCCUACGCUUGCAAACUGCUGGACCCAGAGGAGGAGAUCAUCACUCUUAAUGCUGACUCACAGGAGGCCUGUGCUAGGUUGCUGGAGAACAGUCUGCAUUAUAUCCAGGCAAAGUUUCUCUGCGACCCUCGAGCAGGUCCUCAAGCAGCAAGAGACUACGCUGGCAUCCACUUCUCUUCUCCUGUGUGCUCUCCGACCUCCUCCGGCCACUCCGGCCCCUUCCUGGUGCACCGGCUGGGCCUGGUGAUCGACGGUCGCACCUUGGCCUAUGCUCUAGACAAGAGUUUGGAGGACAAGUUUCUGGCUGUGGCUCGGAGCUGCAGGUCUGUCCUGUGCUGCCGCUCGACGCCCCUGCAGAAGAGCAUGGUGGUCAAGUUGGUGCGCAACAAGCUCAAGGUCAUGACGCUAGCCAUAGGUGAUGGAGCCAAUGACGUUAGCAUGAUCCAAGUGGCUGAUGUGGGAGUGGGGAUCUCUGGACAGGAGGGCAUGCAGGCAGUAAUGGCCAGUGACUUCGCCCUGCCACGGUUUCGAUAUCUGCAGAAGCUGCUCUUGGUUCAUGGACAUUGGUGUUACUCUCGUCUUGCUAACAUGAUCCUUUAUUUCUUCUACAAAAAUGCUAUGUUUGUCGCCCUGAUCUUCUGGUAUCAGUUCUACUGUGGGUUCUCUGGGUCAGCCAUGGUGGACCAGUGGUACCUGAUCUUCUUCAAUCUGAUGUUCUCUGCAUUCCCUCAGCUCAUCACCGGCACGCUGGACAAAGACGUGUCAGCAGAAACACUUCAGGAGCUGCCGCAGCUCUACAUGAAUGGACAAAACUCAGAGGAAUAUAAACCCUACAUGUUCUGGAUGAACAUGAUUGAUGCCUUCUACCAAAGCCUCAUCUGUUUUUUUAUCCCCUACUUUGCUUAUAUUGACUCUGAUGUGGACUUGUUUACGUGGGGUACUCCCAUCACUACCUUGGCACUCUUUACUAUUUUGCUGCACUUGGGUAUCGAAACCAAAACCUGGACAUGGAUGAACUGGGUGUCGAUUGGCUUCAGUAUGGCCCUGUUCUUCACUGUGGCGCUGUGCUAUAACGCCUCCUGCCCAACCUGUUUCUCUCCAUCCAACACCUACUGGACCAUGCAGAGGCUGCUGGGAGAUCCGCUCUUCUACCUGCUGUGUGUCGUCACACCCGUCGCCGCUCUUCUGCCCAGAUACUGUUAUAGAGCUUGUCAGGGAACUCUAUUCCCAAAUCCUGUCCACAUGGGAAGACAACUGGACAAACUUCCAGUGGAGAUGCGCAGACUGGUCCUGAGUCAGAGCCAGAUGAAGCUGGGCUCCCUUGGGUCACUCUUCGCCCCUCGUGCCCCAUUUUUCCCCCUUUGUAGGCCUUUCCAGAAAGACUACCGGCCUAAAGUAAAGCAAAGCCACGUGAGCGGCACCAAACCAAAGGAGAAAGCUCUCGCCAGCCCCAUCCCAUCAAAGAACGUGGAGAUGCGGGACACCCCGUUAAGCUCAAAGAACUCAGACAACCAUAUCAAACUCAACUUCAGAAAGCAGGACAAAGCUCAGUCCUGCCGACAGGCCUCAGACGGGGCCGUCUCAGAGAACUUAUGCUACGUGAAGGAACAUUUGAGUCCCAUUACAGGCACUCUGCCAUACACCAAAGACACUCCUGCAUCCAGGACACUUUUAGAAAGCACAGGACUGGAGGUCCCGCUGAGCCCAACAGGCCUACUGCUCUCCUCCACUCCUCUGCUUCCGCAAACUGAGACUAUGCAGCUCACCUCGCCACCCGCUAGCUGCUUUUUGGCACAAAAGCUAAACGACGAGGAGCUUUCUAACCAAAAAUCCCUACUAAAACAAUCCCGGGAAGGGGAUCGCAGCUGCCUAACAGAACAUUCACUCAAAACUACAUUUCUAUGAUGCUUUCUACCUGUUACGCUGAUUCCAAUUUGCACGUUAGCUUUAAGAAAUGUUAUUAUAUAUUCAUGAUUAUUUUAUGAAGAUAUAGGUUUGGUACUACAUAUAUAGAUAUAUAUUUUAGAUGUAUAAAGUUUAGAUUAAAGGUUGUUCUGUUUUUUUUGAGAGAUUGAGUGAGUGAGUGUGGCUAGCAUACGCAAACUGGAUGGUCUUAUUUUACUAUGACUGGCUUUUUUCUUUUUUUCAUUUCUUGUUUGGAAACCAUCUCAAAAGUGGAGGAGGUUUGUUUCUCCAAGCAGAAGCAGUCCAGAUACAUUCCUUUAUCUGUUUAUUUGGACCUGGAUGUUCUGGCGCACUUUAAAGAGCCUUCCUUUCCUACCUGUUAGACACUGCUGAUAGCACUACACUCGUACUUCCUCAUCCCAGAACCAAAAACAAAACAGAAUAACGGUACCCUUCACAGUCAGUAGCUAAACAAAUUCCUGAGAUCCUUUGCAAAAAGUGUGCUUGAGGAAUCCUGAACUAAUAUUUGCUUUUAGAUUAGAUCAAGAACUAAACUGCUUGAAAGUUCACUCAAAAAUAGAAAUGUCUUCAUUUACAUUCAUUACAUUGGUCUUUAUUACAUUUGUGAAAUUUACAGCCAUUAACUUAGUACAAUAGUACUUUUGGAUUCUACUAAGGUUGUCAGGGGCUGAUGCCAUUCUUCUAAAUUUCUUUCUUUUGUUGAACACAAAACAAGACAUUCAGAAAAAUAGCAGCAGCCAUUGAAAAUCCUAAGUAGGAACCAAAAAUACUAUGGAAGUCAAUGGCUGCUACUUUCCAACAAUUUUAGUAUAUCUUCCUCUGCGUUCAAUAGAAGAGAAGAAGAACUAUCCCUUUAAUAACUACAUUUUAGCACAUAUUUUAUCCAUUUGUGAUGCAAAAAAAGAGACGUGACAAACCCUUCUCUGACUCAAACAUCAUUUAUGUAUUUACGUAAUUCAGGCUUUAAAUUAUUGGAAAACUUAAUAAUCAUGUUUAAUUAUAUCCAUGAAUGAUCUCAUUUAUAAUCCAAUUAAAACACAAGUUUAUCACAUUUUAGAAAUAGUCUUGGUCACUUUAAAUAAUUUUUUAUACAAUCAGUCUGAGAAGAUUGUCAUUUAGUCAGCCUCAAGUUGUUUGUCGUCUGCUGAAAGAUAAUAUUGUGAAGAAUGUGGAUAACCAAAUCAAUGUCUGUUUGUCCCUGAUCAUUUUCAUAGUAUAAAACAACGAAAGUUAAGGCCAGCAAUGGAAAUCCGCAUUGUUCAAAAAUAAAAAUGUCUUCAUUUACUCACAUAUUUGUGAAUUUCUUUCUUCUGUUGAACAUGAAACAAGACAUUCAAAAGAUUUUCAGCCUUUGACAACCUGAUUAGGAACCAAAAACUUCCGUAGUAGGAAGUCAAUGGCUGCUGCUUUCCAACCUUUGUGUUUAAUAGAAGAGAAGGACAUUUUUGGAUAAACUAUCCCUUAAGGAAAUAAAUAGUAAUAUAUUCUAUCGAUUUCUCUUACAAAGAAAACAAAAAUGUGACGUGACAGACCCUACUCUGACUCAAACAGCAGUUACGCAUUUAUAAUUCUGGAUUUAAAUUAUUGUGAAACGUAAUCAUGUCCAUGAAUGAUCUCAUUUACAAUCAAAUUAAAACACAAAUGUACUAGUUUUAGAAAUAGGCUUUGACCACUUUAAAUUAUUUGUUAAUCAAUCUGAGAAGACUGUCGUUUAGUCAGCCUCAAGUUGUUUGU